Culex pipiens pallens (northern house mosquito) is the source of this 10137-nucleotide messenger RNA. RefSeq lists its product as uncharacterized. Gene Ontology annotation, biological process: positive regulation of proteasomal ubiquitin-dependent protein catabolic process; protein polyubiquitination; ubiquitin-dependent protein catabolic process. The transcript is spliced from 7 exons. The coding region runs from base 1926 to 4988 and encodes 1020 amino acids. Gene Ontology annotation, cellular component: ubiquitin ligase complex; cytoplasm. The record is from RefSeq and is a predicted model, not a curated record. Gene Ontology annotation, molecular function: ubiquitin conjugating enzyme binding; zinc ion binding; ubiquitin protein ligase activity. Lineage: Eukaryota; Metazoa; Arthropoda; Insecta; Diptera; Culicidae.
UAGCAAAAUCACUCUCAAGCAGCGCUCUCUCUAUUUCCCUCUCACGCAAGAGAGCGCGAGAGCUUCCAUUCAUCUCGCAAAAGCUUUCGCACAGUGUAGUGGGGCCGUUCGUCAGCAUCAUCUUCUUCUCGCUCGCCUCUCUCUCAUCCGUCGUGUAUCCAUUCAGUCGAGUACGAUCGUUGACCGCGUCGAGACGCCUACUCCCGGUUUGUCGUCAUUUGUUCCGCGCGGUUCCACACCACCUCUUCACCAGGCCGAGAGCACUGCAAAAAAAGGGCCAAUGUUUUUGUUUUGGGGCGAAAGCUUCGUGAAAAAGCUUCGUCGUCGUUAAGGUGACACGCAUUACGUCGCGCGUUAAGGUGAAACGUGUCAGCAAGUGACGAAAUUUGCCAGUGUUUACUUUGAUUAUAUCACGCAUUGAGUUAGGGGGAGCCUUCGUAGACUGCUCGCGAGCAACAAUAUUGUAUUGUUUUGGGUAGCUCGCUCGUGUGCAGCGCAAAGUUGGGGCUCUACUGGCAGUGUUGGUGCACGGGUUGUGCGGGAAUGUGUUUGUGAGAUUGCGCACGGGGCACCACCUCAUUAAAAAAAAAUCUCGGCGCGAAUGAUUGAGGAAGUGUCUGCGGAGGUGUGCCAACCGACGUAUUGGUAAAUGAAAGAAAAACAAAAGCGUUGAAAGGGAUUAGCGAAGAGGCACAAAGAGAAGAGUGCGGGACAGCUGCAAACAUACAUAGGCGUAAAGGUUAAUGCACAGUCCGUGUAAAUCGGUAUUGGUAAAUACGGCGAUAAAGGUGUCGAGCUAAAGGUAAACAUCGCCGUCAGUCGAAGGCAAAAAGAUAACAGCAAAUAAAAUAAAUUUGUAUUCGUCGUCGCCGUCGCCGCGAGCUGUUGACGUACACAGUUACACUCACCUCUCCGCACGAAGUGUGGCGAGCGAAGGUAUGUCACGGAACGAGGAAGCAAAUUCAGCAAGGAAGAUGGCUCACGAAGAAUCGUCGUCGUGCUAGUGCGCGUGAGUGAUUGCUCAUCGCUCGCUCGCUCACCGCUCAUAGCUGAGAGAGCGAGCGCACAUGUCGUAUUAUCGAUUUCUGAGCAGCUGGUAGAAGAGAAUUCCGUCGCGGCCUACUCGUUGUCGUCGUCGAGGUGGCUCUUUUAAUCGCAGUCACUAUCGCUCGGUAGCCGUGUCGCACUCUGCUGGUGGUGGUCCACACUUCUUGGCCCGGCCUAACAGGUUUUCGGUUGUGGUGCGUUGUGUUUUUGCUAGUGAGGCGCCUUCUAGGGUGACAUCUGCGUGAGCUGUCAGAUUUUAGAUUUCUAUCAGUAAAUUCACGAAAAGAUGUUCAAAACCGCUGGUUGAAAGAAACAAAAUAAUGAAAAAUCUGUUUUAAAAAUAAAGCGCGAGGAAGAGACGCGCAAAAGUGAAAGGCGAAAAGGCGAGUGCAAGAAGAAGCAAAAUGAGAAAAACAACCGCAAAAAUUGUGUGAAUGAGCGUAUCGAGCAGAGGAAGUGAGAAAGAAAAAAAAAACAUCGAGUUCAAAAAAUAAGAAUAAAGAGUUCUUAAGGUCGGCGUUGUUAACGAAAUAAAAGAAUAUAAAUUUGCCGCAAGCGGAGAAGGGGAAGCGCAAGGUUAAAUGUCACCCUGGGAAUGAAGUAAUUUACGGGUGGGAAGUGUCACUCGACAGAGCGGGACGACACCGCGGUGAAGUUGGUGAAUACUGUGGAUGCAGCUUAACGAUACGUUGCAGCAGGCUGUGAAAUUCAACGUUUGAGAAAAGAUCAUCGUCAUCGUUGGCGUGUUGUUUUCGGGAAGUGACUCGACAUCAGACCAGUUGCCAAGAUGGCUAGACAAUACCAGCGUGGCCACCCCAACACCCUUUCCUCCGAGCAGCCAUUGAUUCGAUCAAACGCCGAAAUAAUUAGCCCCAGCGAUGGCCUCAACGCUUGCGUCUCCAGCCGGGUCAACGCCGACGGUGACACCGCAGUCGGUUGUGGUUCUUCGCGCGUCGGAACCGCCGUCCGUUGCUGGUGAAAAGGUCGAAGUUCGUGCCGGGCUGAAGACCCUUUCGAACGAUCUGAGCGAACUGCUGGUUCGCAACUUGAGCCUCAAGCGGAACGAAGAAUUGGUCGGUGAGGUAGAACAGAACAGCAGUGACAGUGUGAGUUUGAUCGGGAGGAAUCGGGUGAAUAACCGGAACUCGUUGUGCGAUACGUUCAGUUCGGUGAACAAGCUGAUCAAGCUCAAGCGAGUCUCGAGUGAUUUGAGCGGGUACGGUGGGAAGAGUUUGGGAGGGAGUGAUGUGCACAGCAUAAAUCCGCCGCCACAGGCCAAGUUCAAGCGGGUUGAAGUUUGUGUGCAGGAGCUACCCAAGGAGUUGGUGGCACCGCGGAAGAGUGUCAUAGUGAAUCAGUUUGACCAGCUGGAGCUGGAUGAAGGUGGUGAACCACUUGUGAUAGAUCAAGCUAGCAGUGAGCUACCGAAGGUAGAGGAAGGAAUUGCUCGAAGAAUCCCGGGAAUUGAGCCUAGUGAUAGUGUUGGGAAAGUCGUUCGUCGCCGGGCUCACCACCCUGCCAAGGGUGGCAGGGGCUCAACGCUGGAGUCCGUUGAGGAAGAGCAGCAGCGGUACAACAGGAGAAGCUUGCAGUGGCCACUGGGCCUGGGGGAUUGGGGAACGGAAGUGAAAAUUGUCGGGCAACAAGACGAAGAAGAGGAGGAAGAGUUUUCGGGUGAUAACGGGGAGGAACGUAAGGGAAGCAAUCGGAACCACUUUCGGCACUCGUGGAACGCGCCCGGGUACGAUCUGCUGCUGGACGAGGAGCGGCGCAGCGGAGAGGAUUCCAGGAGGGACUUUGCAUCGAUAGUGCACAACCUGGCUGGCCUACGGAGCGCCCUCACUAAUGGGGGAACCGCCCACCUUCAUCACCACCCCCAGAACCAGCAUGAGUCGGCAUCGCUGCUGGAGUCACCACACUCGCCCCAAAUCACCGCCGGAUCCGGCGGUGGUGGCGGAGGACCCAAAUCUACCCCGGUGGUGGCGGUGCCAGCUUCCGGCUGUGUCGUUCCACCCUCAUCGGUAGUUCCGGGCGAGGGUUCGCACGUGCCGGUUUCACUCGGGGGUCCCGUUCCGCGCAAACGUCGACUGGAGGCAUUUCUCAAAAGUCUGGUCGGCCGGCGACCCUCGAAGGAACCUCCGCCGGCACCUCCCCUGGCGCCGCCACCUCCACCAACUGCUGCAAUGACUCCUCCUCCGUUGCUUCCCUCGCCGGAGAUUAAAAUCAGCAGAAGCCCCUCGGAUCACAACCUGGCAGAGAUGACGCGAAGUCGACUGAACAUUUCCACCACUUCGCUCAGCUCGGUCCAUCAGCGGUUGUGGUCCGUGGUGCCACUGCUGAAGAAGGACGUCAGCUGCACCAGUCUGGCCCCGCCCAAGUCGGUUCCGCUGCUGGGCGGGGGUUCCUCCUCCUCGCCCCCCACCGGAAUGCGCAAGUGUGAGACGGUCCUCGCGUUAACUCACUCCAUGCAAACGCUUGAGCAGCAGCCGAUCCAACCGAAGAAUCGGCUCCGCAAUUGUGCUUCGGUGGCCACGUGCUCCCGUUGUUCUAGUCUUCUAUCGCUGGCCGCGGCCGGUUCCCGCUACUCGCUGAACCUGUCCAACGGAGGGUUCGUGGCGGUUCCUGGUGGAACUACUCAAACCACCACCACCACCAACUCGGGUGGCACCGGCAAGCACGUCGGCAGCUUGCUUCGACUGGCCUCCACCAAGGGCUCCGGAACGUCCUCGUCCUCCUCGUGCUCGGCAAACUCGUCACCGUGUGCUUCCUCGUCGUCCUCCUCGUCGCUGUCGAAAAGCAGCACCAGCAGCGGAAGCCGGACGUCCGUUACGUCCAAGGCGGCCAUGCUGGGGGCCGCCAGUGUUAGUCCUACGACGGUGGCCCCAACGGUUGUACCCGAAAGCAGUAGUCCGCUGGUGGCAGUCGCGACGCUGUCCCGGUUUACCUGCAAGCUGUGUUUGGGCGAGUACGGAUCGGAGAACCUAACCCGGAUCUCGCAGUGCGGGUGCUCGUUCUGCACGGAGUGCAUGACGGCGUACGUCGAGUUCGAGAUCUCCGAGGGUGCGUACGAGGUGUCCUGCCCGGAUGCGAUGUGCCCCGCCCAGGGCAUCAUCACGAUCAGUGAAAUCACGACACUAGCCUCGGCCUCGCUGGUGGAAAAGCACCACCGGUAUCGACUGAACAGGGAGGUGGAACUGGACAAGUUCCGCACCUGGUGCCCAAAGGCGGGCUGCGAAACGAUCUGCCUGGUGGGCCAACAGCCGCAGCAGCAGCAGCCACAAAACUCUAGCAGUAGUAACUCGUCUUCCGAUAGAAUAGUGCAACUUUCACCGACGCCGGUGGUGUCCUCCUCCAGUUUGCCCACGCCAUGUGCGGUCCACUGUCCGACGUGCCGGGAGGACUUUUGCUCCGGCUGCAAAAAGGCCUGGCAUCCGACGAUGUCGUGUGAGGAAAAUACGCGUCGGUUGGCCGCGGAUGGUCAAUCCGACGGCCACGGCAUCCCGUUCGACAAUGAUCUCAUCAAGUGCUGUCCGAUGUGCGCCGUGCCGAUCGAAAAGGACGAAGGUUGUGCCCAGAUGAUGUGCAAACGGUGCAAGCACGUCUUCUGCUGGUACUGCCUGGCCAGCUUGGAUGACGACUUCCUCCUGCGCCACUACGACAAGGGUCCCUGCAAGAACAAACUCGGCCACUCGCGCGCCUCGGUCGUGUGGCACCGGGCCCAGGUCAUCGGAAUAUUUGCCGGCUUCGGAAUUUUGCUGUUGGUGGCAUCCCCACUACUCCUGCUGGCGGCACCCUGUAUCGUGUGCUGCAAGUGUCGCAUCUGCAGCGGUGCGGCCAAACUCGAAGAGACGGAAGUGGACUACGACGAUGCGGCGGUGGCCCUGCAACCGUCGUCCCUGACGGCACCACCGGCGGCGGCAACCAGUCAGAGUGGGCGAUAGUGGGCUUUCUUGGGUAGGGGGCUUUUUCGAACGGGGGUUGACACUGAUUGGGAGAGGGACGGUAGAUAGGGAAUUGAAAUAGGGAGGGAUGUAGAACUCACUCAAAUGAUUUAAUUUGGAAAAUUUGGAAAUUUUAUUCAAUUUUCCUAAAUUUUAUUUUAUAUUCAUGAAGUUUAUUUAAACUAAAAUAUUUAAAAAUCUAUUUCUUCCGUAAACUGUUGGACAUACUGUUAUAAUAUGUUGCUCUCCAAUGACUUUGCUUCUCAUGAAAAUAUACACAGCAAAAAAUCCGAUGGUAAAAUCGCAUGCAAAAGCAUGCACAUCACCUUCGUCAAAAUAAACACUUAAUAUUACACACUGCAUGUACAAUUUUUGCAACACACAAAAAAAAGUUGCAACCGACGGGAUUCAAACCCAGCACCAACAGUAAGGACUGGCGCCUUAGCCCACUCGGCCAUCAGACCGAUGUAAAGCUGCAUGGAUAAACGCAUAUAUGAGCUUGACAUUUCGGUCAAGUAGGUUUCCCAUACUGAUGGGCUACAUAUUUCAGGAUGUAAAAUCACAUAAAAUUGCAUAAAAUAAUGCAAUAUUUAUUUUACACCCAGGUCUUUUACACGCAGCUGGAUUACUACUUUUUUAGCUGUGUACACAAGAGUAAUUUUGUUUUUUUUUUUUUCACAUUAAAAUAAAAAACAGUCUGAUUUAAAUAUCUUUAAAUAUCCAUCAAACAAUUUGAAAGAAUUAUGAAAUGUUUAUAAGGCCGUUUCAAAUAUUUUUUAAAGUUUAUGUCGCCCUCCACUUUUGAACCACUUUUAAAACACUUUUUUCAUCCAAAUGUUGAAACCUAGGCUUGUAAUUAUUUUUUUUAUUUUUAUUUUUAUAUUUGCAACGGCCUAACAUGUCCAUAAAUUUAACAUGAUAUAAUAAGUCACAGUUAUUUAACAAAAUAUUUUUAAUAUUUUUUGUGUAUGGAAUUUAACUCUCGACCAAAUUUUCCCGGUGAUCGAGAGGCUCAGAAUGGCAAAUUUCCAGGUCACCCUCUACCCAAAACUGACAGUAUGUGUGUUUCCAUUCAAAAUCCGCUUUCCGGCAGCGAAUUUAUUGAAAAGUAUAGUUUGUAGCAUAUCCAAACUUAAAAAAAAAAACCAAAUCCUCUGUCUACAAAAAAAAAAUAUCAAGGCUGAUUUUAGAAAUUUGCAAGUGAAAAUAUUAAAAAAUGCAUUUCAGUAAUGUUAUCAGGCUGGUACAAAUUUUAUUUAAAGUCCCUUCAAAGUUCGCCCGAAAAAUCAGGGGGCAAAAACAAAAAUUUCAAAAAACUUCAAAAUUUUAAUGAAAAUUGGAGUGCAAUCAGCUGAAAUCAAUUUAAAAUGCAUUCCCCUGCGUUUGAAAUCAUUUUAAGCAUGUUUGCGUUGAUUUAAAAAUCUACUGAAUUUUUGAAAAAAAAUAAUGUAUAUUAUCGCAAAGUGUUUUUUUUUUGCAAAAAUGUUUGUUUUCGUCAAAUCUUAAUUUUUUUGAAAAAUUUCGAUACGAAAAUUAUAGGCUAGUUUUGGAAAUUUUGAUAUUUCGGUCAUUACGACACAUCAGACCAAAAAGGGUAAAAAAAAGUGUUGUAAAUAAAUUCGUUACCAUUUUGUUGUCUUUGUUUGAAAUUUCAAGACACUUGAAUGGAAAAAGAACUUUUAAAUAUUUCUCUAAAUUUCAAAUGUUUUUCCAUCAUACAAAUUAUUAGACUAUAAACAACAAACAUGCACUUUUUUGUGUUUGACAGUUUUCGAAGCUCGCAAAAAACUCAAAAUGUACGCAAGCUGAAAUUUCGGCAAACAAAUGCAGGCAAACUGCCAAACUGUCAAAAAGUGCGAGUUGGUUUGUUUGUUUGUCAUAGUCCAAAACCUGCUUUACUCGACAAGCUGAAUAUUGUUCCCUGAGCUAUUUUCAGUUUCUGGGCCAAAUACGAGCAAAAUUGAUCAACAUUUACCCAUCGGUACUCGAGGGACUACCAUGUUUGGAAAAAAAUGAAAAAAUGUAUAAAGAAACUAGUUUUUUCUACGAUUUUAUCAACAGAUGGCACAGUUCAUGUCCAAAAUUUUCCCCUAAGUGAGAUUCUCAUAGUAAAGAAAUUGCUCUACAACUUUGUGCAACAAACCAAAGCUGUACAAUUUGAUCCUGAAAAGUUAUUGGCGAUUUAAAAAUAGUAGUUUAUACAACAAGUUGAAAAAAGAGGAUUUUUUCAGCACGAGUCGUACAUUUAUCCAACGAGGUUCAACGAGUUGGAUAAAUACGACGAGUGCUGAAAAAAUCAGAUUUUGCAACGAGUUCCAUACAACAUUUUUUGCAAUUCCGAAAAACACCCAUUGAGUGAAAUUUUAAGUCAAAUUUUCAUGUAUUUGUCAAUAAAUCGUUUAAAUCAAAACAAUGUUGAAAAGUGUUACUUUUCGAAACAAGUGCUGAAAAGUUCAACUUUUCAGCACCCAUUUCAGUGCUGAAAAGUAGAACUUUUCAGCAAUUAUUUUGAAAAGUGUUGCUAUUCGAUUCUGUUAUUUUUGGUACAGAAAAGUAGGCUAUUUCGUCGUUAAAGAAUGACAGGAAAAGUAAGUAGUUUCACGACGGAAUUGCAAAAAAAUAUAUUUUUGGCAAUUUCGUCGUAAAACUACUUGCUUUUACUGUCAAUCUCGAACGACGAAACAGCCUACUUUUCUCUACCAAAAGUAACAGAAUCGAAUACUACGACUUUUCAAAACAAAUUAUAAAAAGUUCUUCUUUUCAGCACUGAAAUGGAUACUGAAAAGUUGAACUGUUCAGCACUUGUUUGGAAAAGUAACACUUUAAAAAAAAAUUUAUUCAAAGCAUUCAUUGACUAAAUACAUGGACAUUUGACUUAUAAUUCUGCUCAAAGGGUUUUUAGGAAUUGCAAAAAAUGUUGUAUGGAACUCGUUGCAAAACUUGAUUUUUCGGUGGACCUCGUUGGAUAAAUGUAAAUCUAGUGCUGAAAAAACCCACUUUUUGUAAUUUGUUGCAUAAACUACUAUUUUCUAUGGAAAUCAUUUUUUCAAUUAGCCCUAAAUUUCAUGUUAAUUUUUUAACUUUCUUUUUUCUGGAAACUAUACUGCCGUUCUACGCACAAUUGUCCCAUGUCAUUUUUUGACGAUUCUGACUUUUAUCAUUUUUAAGUUUAGUUUUACGUAUACUUUCAGAAAAACACAUAAAAUCUAGUACUUUCAGAAAAACACAUAAAAUCUAGUACUUAGUUCAGAAAAUCAUUGAAAACAACACCAAGUCUGUUUGUCCCAUAGUUGAACUUCUACGCACCAAGUAUUUUCUAUCACGAAAGCAUGAGUUUUACGAAGCAUUAUAUCUUGUUUACUAGUUUACCUGCAAGAGGAUUAUAAAUAAGGGUGAUACAAUGUUUUUUUUCGUCGAUAAAAUGUUAACCGGGGUGAUUAAGGACAUACAAGGCGAAUAGGGACCCACGGGACAAUUAUGACAGUUAUUUAUUUUUUUUUUAUUUGGGACAAUUAUGCGUAAAACACAGAAAUCGAUCGAAAAAUUUCAAUCGCGAUUUUCUCAGUUGCCCUUUUUUGGACAUGGGACAAUGAUGCGUAGAACGGCAGUAUGAACUGUUAUAAAAAUUGGAAUCCUCUUAAAAAUUUUAGAUUUUGAAAUAAAGUUACCUUAAAUAAUUUCAAAUCAAUCCUAACAUUGGAGUAUGUCCAAAUAUAAGUUUUAUUAGGUUGAUUUUCAACAAUGCAUUUAAAAAUAUAGUUAAAUUUGGAGCAUUUUAAUGAAAAAAAUAAAUAAAUUUACAAAUAAUUGUUGAUUAUAUCACCAUUUGAAAUAAUUUGGCCGAUUGCUGUAAACAGUUCGGGUUUGUAUAGUCAUCUUCUUCCUCCCACUUCUCAACUGUGUCAACCCCCCGUAAGCUUGUCAAUAGUUUUAGUUUAUUCAAUCAAUGCAACAACAAAUAAGAAAAUUAGGUUAAUACAAAGAGGAGUAACAUCAGUUUAAACCUAAACCUUUCUCAAUGCUGUUUCAAUCGAUUUUGUUUCCGUUACAGUGUUUCUAGAUAAAACUAAUAACAAAAACUUAUAUAUUUAAGAGCAUACAAAAUGUAUAAAAUAACGAAACAAAUAAAAAAAAACGCAAGAGGGUGUAAAUGUAAACUGAAUUGUGAUAUUUAAAGUGAUUCGAAUUACGAGUAGUUGCAAACAAACGGUGAACAGUACUUCUUGAGGCGAGUGGGAGCGAAUGUUUUAGAAAACGUGGGCUAGCAUUGACUUAGAACAGAACAAAAAAACACUGACUGUUUAGAACAGAGCAGGAUCAACCUGAAGAAAAAACGAAACAAAUAACACGCGUUUUAUGCUUAAAUGAAUUGUACACCACAUCUCUUUAAACGCGAAGGGCAGAAGAAACAAAAUAAAGUAAAACGUUUUAAGCUGAAUUGUACACCUUUGAAAUGAGUAGAACAAAAUAAAAACGUAGCACUUGCUAAAUUGAAAAUCCACUAGAGCAAAUUCGAAUCUAUAAAAACAAAACAAACGAAUAUUUACUCCUGAUGUUACAAACAAAGAGAAACGUGAGUGUUUUCCCCCCGAAUUCGUCGUAAAGGCACGGACGCGUAAAUAGCAAAAUUUAGAUGUUGUGUGUAUUCCAGUGUAUAACUCUCUUUCCAACUGAUUGGCACAAUGCACUCACGCGGGAAAACGUGCUGCAAAUGUAAAGAUUUCCUUCUUUAAAAUUUAAUCAUUUUUGUUCGCGUACUUUACUGUGGAGCGAAAGGGAAUGACGGGAGUUUUAAGUUUGUAAAAACGAAGUUUUCUUCCCCCUCAAAUAGGUGAAUACAAAACAAAAAAAAAUAGGGCAGAAAUUUUAGAACGGCACGUCAAUGUGAACAGUGUUAUGUUGUUGUGCAAGGUAAGGAAAUGGUAUAUUUUUUUAAAUAACAUGCGCCCGCAACUCGUGAUCAUUAUUCGACUAAAUAUUGUAUAGUUUUUAAAUUAUUAAAUUCAGUUUCUUAAACGUUAGCGAGAUAUAUACUAAUAUGGUUAUACUUGAGCAUUAUUUAAACCUAAAGUGUAGUGUAGGUAAAUAAAUGAUACAUAAAAACUGAUCGAAUAAAGAUACUUAUGAUAAACAAAAAGGUAUGAAAUAA